AUGCACGGCGCGGCGGAUCCGUGGAACGAUCCGAAAUACGCUGACGUCAAGUGGACGGUGUACCGCGACCGGGCGUACGACCUUCAGCCGUUCUACGACAAGCACCCAGGCGGGUCGUGGCUCCUGAACCUCGCGAUCGGGAGGGACUGCACCGCGCUGAUCGAGUCGUAUCACCUGAGGCCCGAGGUGAGCGACGCGCGAUUCCGCGGACUGCCGAAGCUCGACGGCUUCCCCGUGGAUUCCGUCCCCAAGUCGCCGCGGCCGAACGACUCGCCGCUGUACAACGCGAUCCGCGAUCGCGUCCGCACCGAGCUGUUCGGGGACGAUCACAAAUACUCCGGCGGACGGUUCGCGCAUCGAACCGGCGGCGACGCCGCGGCGGCGACGAUCGUGGGCACCGCGGCGGUGGCGUGGACGCUGUACGCCAAGUGCGGCGCCGUCGCGGGCGUCCUCCCGGCGAUCGCGACGGGCGCGUUCCUCGGGCUCGCCGGGGCGUGGAUCGGGCUGACGAUCCAGCACUGCGGGAACCACGGCGCGAUGUCGCCGAAGGUGUGGGUGAACAACGCGCUCGGGAUGACGGACGAUCUCAUCGGCGGCUCGUCGCUCAUGUGGCGGUAUCACCACCAGGUGAGCCAUCACAUUCACUGCAACGACAACGCGUUGGACCAGGACGUGCACACCGCGAUGCCGCUGCUGCGGUUCGACGCGAGGCAGCCGAAGAAGUGGUUCCACAAGUACCAGCACCUGUACUUGUUCCUCGCGUUCCCGCUCAUGCAGCUCGCGUUUCAGGUUGGCGACAUUCAGGGCUUGUUGACGCGAGACUGCGAGGGCGCCAAGCUGCACGGCGCCACGAACCUCGAGCUCGCGACCGUCGUGCUCGGCAAGAUCGCGCACUUCUCGCUGCUGCUCGCGCCGGCGUUUAUGGGCGCGUCCGCCGCCGCGGUCGCCGCCGGCGUCGCCGCGUUCACGGCCGUGCAGGGGAUGGUUCUCGCGUGCACGUUCGCGGUGUCGCACAACGUCGCCGAGGCGAAGAUACCGGAGGACACCGGCGGAGAGGCGUGGGAGAGGGACUGGGGCGUACAGCAGGUCGUGACGUCCGCGGACUGGGGCGAUAAGAUUGGGAACUUCUUCACCGGCGGGUUGAACCUGCAGGUGGAGCACCACCUGUUCCCGGCGGUGUGCUUCGUGCAUUAUCCCGCGAUUCGGAAGAUCGUGAGAGAGGAAGCCGCCAAGGCGGGCGUGCCGUACAGCGAGUACAGGACGCUGCCCGGGGUGUUCGCGGAGUUUAUGAAGUUCGUGAAGGACAUGGGGACGGCGGAGCAGAUCGGGGACAUCGCGGAGCCGGCGAGCCCGAACAGGACGAUGUGCCCGCUCGGGUUCGUGUCCAAGGAGCCCGCGCCCGCGGCGGCGUGA
Molecule: messenger RNA, 1413 nt
Organism: Micromonas pusilla CCMP1545
Lineage: Eukaryota; Viridiplantae; Chlorophyta; Mamiellophyceae; Mamiellales; Mamiellaceae
Exons: 1
Coding region: 1-1413 (470 amino acids)
Biological process (GO): lipid metabolic process
Cellular component (GO): membrane
Molecular function (GO): oxidoreductase activity, acting on paired donors, with oxidation of a pair of donors resulting in the reduction of molecular oxygen to two molecules of water
Source: RefSeq, a predicted model, not a curated record